CAGUCGCAAUAGUCAAGUCAAUUUGCUGUGCUGUACUUCAGUCAAUUUUGAAUUUUGUUCAGAGACAAUGCAAGUAAGCAACGUCCCCAUAGCGCUACUCGUAUCAGGCAUAGUUUAGUGAUAAUUGGAAUCAAUCGGAAAAAACAAUAAAAUUUAUUUACAAUGCCAAAACAUAGCGAAGUUCAUGACAUUGAAAAACUUAUAGUUAUGGUUAAAAAUCGUCCAGCCAUUUAUGAUCAUUCGUAUCCAGAGCAUAAAAACAAGGAACACACAGAAAUGUUAUGGAAACAAAUUUCUGAUGAAUUAAAUAUGUCGGUUAAACUAUGUAAAUCCAAAUGGUUGGCUUUAAGAAACUCAUUUUCCCGAGAAAUACGAAACGAGAAAGAAUCGAGUUGUCAUCCAACUCUCAUAAAGAGAAAAAGAAGAAAAUGGUAUCUAGCUGAGGACAUGGCCUUUCUGCGGGACUAUUUGAACUAUGGACUAGUCAAACGUAAUUCUAUCAACGAUGGACAGAUUGAGAUCGAAGAUGACGAUAAUUAUGGCGAUGAUGAUAGUAACUCAAACGAUGAAACUUGCUCAUCUCUGCCAAAUGUUGAAAAACCCGAAAUGAAGUAUUCUCCAAAGACUCCUCCGCCGGGAAUGGAUGAAAAUGAUAUUAAAUUACAUUCAAUUUCAUCACAAGACGGUAUUUUUGAAACAGCCCAUCAAACUCCUUCACGUGUACCAUCAACCACAUCAAAACAACCACCAAAACCACAACAACAAUCUCAUCAGGAUCUGACUGCAGAAAAUCCAAUCGAAGAUCCUUUUAAGGAAUACACGUAUCCUAAGAGGAGAAGACGUUGUGAGGAAGAACUGAACGAACUUCGAGAACAAAAUAUGUCAUUUUUCAAAAGUAUUCUGCCUGAUAUUUUGAAAUUGACCGAAAGAAGACAACGUUUGUUUAAACAGGAGGUGUUAUCAGUACUAAAUAAUUCACUGGAUGAACAAGAUAUGGGAUCUUAAGAAUGUUAGAAACUGAUUAUUAUUAUUUCUUUUAUAUCUUAUAAUUUAUUUUAAAUAAACGUAUUAACUAACUAAAUACAUAUAGAAA
Molecule: messenger RNA, 1093 nt
Organism: Eupeodes corollae
Lineage: Eukaryota; Metazoa; Arthropoda; Insecta; Diptera; Syrphidae
Exons: 2
Coding region: 163-1005 (280 amino acids)
Biological process (GO): regulation of transcription by RNA polymerase II
Cellular component (GO): nucleus; transcription regulator complex
Molecular function (GO): DNA binding
Source: RefSeq, a predicted model, not a curated record